Molecule: messenger RNA, 1017 nt
Organism: Enhydra lutris kenyoni (northern sea otter)
Lineage: Eukaryota; Metazoa; Chordata; Mammalia; Carnivora; Mustelidae
Product: POU class 4 homeobox 3
Exons: 2
Coding region: 1-1017 (338 amino acids)
Biological process (GO): regulation of transcription by RNA polymerase II
Molecular function (GO): RNA polymerase II cis-regulatory region sequence-specific DNA binding; DNA-binding transcription factor activity, RNA polymerase II-specific
Source: RefSeq, a predicted model, not a curated record
AUGAUGGCCAUGAACGCCAAGCAGCCUUUCGGCAUGCACCCGGUGCUUCAAGAACCCAAAUUCUCCAGCCUGCACUCCGGUUCCGAGGCCAUGCGCCGAGUCUGUCUCCCAGCCCCGCAGCUGCAGGGUAAUAUAUUUGGAAGCUUUGAUGAGAGCCUGCUGGCACGCGCCGAAGCUCUGGCGGCGGUGGAUAUCGUCUCCCACGGCAAGAACCAUCCGUUCAAGCCCGACGCCACCUACCAUACCAUGAGCAGCGUGCCCUGCACGUCCACUUCGUCCACCGUGCCCAUAUCGCACCCGGCCGCGCUCACCUCGCACCCGCAUCACGCCGUGCACCAGGGCCUCGAGGGCGACCUGCUAGAGCACAUCUCUCCCACGCUGAGCGUGAGCGGUUUGGGCGCCCCAGAGCAUUCGGUGAUGCCGGCGCAGAUCCACCCGCACCACCUGGGCGCCAUGGGCCAUCUGCACCAGGCCAUGGGCAUGAGUCACCCACAUGCAGUGGCGCCUCACAGCGCCAUGCCCGCAUGCCUCAGCGACGUGGAGUCGGACCCCCGAGAGCUCGAGGCCUUCGCCGAGCGCUUCAAGCAGCGGCGCAUCAAGCUGGGGGUGACUCAGGCGGACGUGGGCGCGGCUCUAGCCAACCUCAAGAUCCCCGGAGUAGGCUCGCUCAGCCAGAGCACCAUUUGCAGGUUCGAGUCUCUCACUCUCUCACACAACAACAUGAUCGCGCUCAAGCCCGUGCUCCAGGCCUGGCUGGAGGAAGCAGAGGCCGCCUAUCGAGAGAAAAACAGCAAGCCAGAGCUCUUCAACGGCAGCGAGCGGAAGCGCAAACGCACGUCCAUCGCGGCGCCGGAGAAGCGCUCGCUGGAGGCCUACUUCGCCAUCCAGCCGCGGCCCUCAUCUGAGAAGAUAGCGGCCAUCGCCGAGAAACUGGACCUUAAAAAGAACGUGGUGAGGGUCUGGUUUUGCAACCAGAGACAGAAACAGAAACGAAUGAAGUACUCGGCUGUCCAUUGA